AAUUUUCCUUGACGUUUCCUCCGCCGGUCGAUCGAUUCUCCGCGGGAUUUCUGCGGCUUACUUCCAAGGACUUGAUGGACUUCCUCUCUCAUCUCUGCCCCUGCCUUGAGAAGAGGCUCAAAGGCGGCCGAACCGGCUCACACGAUGUAGACGCAGCCGACGACGACGACGACGACACUGAAAACCUUCUCUUCGAGCUCCGAACUCUCGAAAUCGCCACUAAUUCCUUCUCCGAGGAUAACCUGCUCGGCCGCGGCGGCUUUGGCCCAGUUUACAAGGGUUCGAUGCCAAAUGGUCAAGAAGUAGCGGUGAAAAGGCUUUUACUUUCAGAGCCUCCGGGACAAGGAUUGAGAGAAUUCACCAAUGAGGUGAAAUUUCUUUUGAGAAUUCAGCACCGGAACCUGGUGACAUUGCUGGGUUGUUGUAUUGAAGAAUCCGAGAAGAUGCUUGUUUAUGAAUAUCUGCCUAAUAAAAGCCUUGAUAACUUUCUCUUUGAUAAGGUUAGGUCUGCAACACUGGAUUGGACAACAAGAUUUCGGAUAGUUAAUGGAGUGGCAAGAGGUCUCCUCUACCUCCACGAAGAUGCCCCUGAAAAGAUCAUCCACAGAGACAUCAAAGCCAGCAAUAUUUUGCUAGAUGAGCAGUUGAAUCCAAAAAUCUCAGAUUUUGGAUUGGCACGUCUCUUUUCCGGGGAAAACACCCAUGCGACUACAUCUCUUUUAUGUGGUACUCCUGGUUACAUGGCCCCUGAAUAUUGCUUCAGUGGUUAUCUGUCUCCGAAGGCAGAUGUUUUCAGCUAUGGAGUCUUGGUACUGGAGAUAGUAAGUGGGAGAAAGAACUUUGACAUUAGUCUUGGUGCUGAAAAGGCGGGCCUCUUGAACUAUGCAUGGACACUCUAUAAAGAAGGGAAAUCGUUAGAUUUGAUUGACCCAACCCUUGAGAAAUGCAACCACAAUGAGGCAGCAAUGUGCAUUCAACUAGGCUUGUUAUGUUGUCAAGAGAGCACCACGGAUAGGCCAGAUAUGAACUCUGUUCAUUUCAUGCUUUCAAGUGAUUCAUUUACGUUGCCCAGACCUGGAAAACCUGGAACUAAAGGGGGUAAGGGAUGUUCGACGAACGCCUCCAUGCCACCCUUAGCUAAUACUAAUAAUACCAGCAGUGCAUCCGCCGGUGUUAUACAGGUUUCUGGUGGCAAAAGUUUUGCAGAGGAUUAUUCUAGAAAUUGCAUCUCGUAUUCUUCCAUUUUUGAGGGCAGAUGAUUCAUUGGUGUCAUUCUAACUUCAUCAUGCGCAAGUUUCAUCUUGUAUUCUUCCUUUUUGUUAUAUUUUUUGCUGCUGGAUUCUGGUGAUUUGGUCUAUAAGAAUAGAUCAAGUUAGGUAUU
Messenger RNA from Rubroshorea leprosula, 1381 nucleotides. The record is from the annotation of a GenBank genome assembly. NCBI's taxonomy places the organism in Eukaryota, Viridiplantae, Streptophyta, Magnoliopsida, Malvales, Dipterocarpaceae.